GGGCAGAAAGGGGUUAAGGGGUAUCGAUGGAUGUCAGUUUAUGUCGUGGUGUAUGUUUCAGUCUUCAUCGUCUUCAUGUAUUCAUGAAGUUCAUGAAUAAUCGUGCACAAUGACUUCAGGUUGACGUAACUGGAUUUGGAGCAUCUUGCACAGAUAUUUUGUAUCUUUCAUUGAGUGUGGCAAGAGUGGAAAGUUUCAAGUAUUAUGUAAAAACCAUUAUACCGUGAAUAACAUCAGUUUUGUUAAUUGGGCGUUUACAGACAGAGGUAUGAUAUUGAAAGAGGAAACAUCAGAUGGUUCCACCAAGGGAGAAGAUGCAGAAGAUAAUGAUGCAUAUCGGAUCUUUGCAGCCAUUGCAUACGCUGUAGUCCUCAUUGUGAUUGGGUUGCCACUCUGGUGGAAAACUACAGAUGUGUAUCGUGUUUCAUUGCCUUAUUCAAGAAUUGCUGCUCUUGACAGCUUGGAUGUGACCCUUGGGAUGAACAUCAGUAUUUCAACUAUAGACCCUGCUCGAGGAGGCAGAUUGGUGGCAGAUUUAAAAGACAUAUUUAAAACUUCAAAAUUGUUUCAGUUGACCUUCCUUGCAUUGCCACUAGAAAAGAAGGAUUUGGCUUCUGUGCAUAGUCCUGAAGACUUAGAAAAUGCUUCCUUGCAACCAAGAAAGCCAGGCGAAUUGCUCCUCUUGGAGGUUCCAGGAUUGUCAAGAUUUACUGCAAACCAUGUUCUGGCAGGCCUGAAGAGAACAGUUUAUUUUUCAUCUGAAACCAGUGAGUCAGAAUCGGCUGUAAAGUUAAGUGAAGUUUUGGAAUCAUGGUUGUUACAAGAAAAGUCACUAAGACAAACAGUGGCUGCCAUGACAGCUCCUACAGAGACUGAUCAAGAUCGUUCAGGACGACGCAGAAUGCCAACCGCUGCAGAGUAUGAUAUCAUGAUCACAGUGGUAAAUCCAGAACCUGAGAAAUUGCAUUUAAACUGGGAUCUGCCUCAGGCUGUACAAGACUACUUGGAACCAUUGCUGCAAGAGCUGUCACUGCUUGCAGCCUAUGCUGUCAAGUCACAAUGGCUCUAUUUUGUUACACUGAAUGUUCAGCCGAAGCUAGUAACAGAAACCUCAGGGUCAGGGUAUCAACACUAUGCUCUUGCAGAAGAUAUAUUGCCACAGAUCAUAACACCUUUGGAGAAGAAACUCGCAUCUCAUGUGUCACGGAACCCUUGUCUUAACUUCAUUGUAUAUAUACCUCCAUGUGAAGCAGCCCCUCUCCACAUUUAUAGACGACAGGGCAUGAGGGUGAAAGGUGGAGUAGAUGCAUUUCUGUCCCCCCGUUGGGGAGGCAUAGUAAUCCACAACCCAUCCAGCCUGAUAUGCCAUAACACAUCUGUUCCUGAACCAAAGGAAUAUUCACCGGACACUGCUGCUAUCAUGGGAAUUUUUCUUGCCCAGUUGAGAUUGCUUAUGGGAAUCCCAGAACUGAAAGAAAUAUCAAGAGUAGGUCAGCUUCCAUUAUCAACAGUGAGCUUACGUCAGUGGGAAUUUGACGCUUUGCUCAGAGUGAGAACUUUGGAACAGCUCACUUCUGCCAAGCUGACACUUCAGUCUCUGUCACAACUUCUUGGUGAAAUCAGCAACAUUGUUAUUAAUGAUGCUGUUGGUAGCUCUAUAUACCGAGCUGUGAACUGUGUUGAACAUGCUGCUGAUUUGCUGAAAACUGGACAGUUGGAUCAAGCAUUUAAUGAAUCCAAAGAAGCAUUUUUGUCUGCUGAAGCUGCAUUUACAGAUCCAUCACUUCUGGCAUUGCUGUAUUUCCCUGAUGAUCAAAAGUAUGCUGUAUAUAUACCACUGUUCCUGCCAGUAAUGAUUCCAGUCAUUCUGUCACUGAAAAGUAUUCACGCCUGGUUGUUUGGCAGAAUGAAUUUUAAAACCAAGCUGAAGGAAGACUGAGUCAACCCUUAGCAGUGUUAAGUUCUCCGUGGGAUGAAUGGAUACUGUAGUGGAUACUGUGAUUGAUCUGCCGUUCAGCAAUUUUGUCUCUUAGAAAGGACCAUCAAGAAAUUACGCUGAUAUACAGUUUUAGGUGGAAUGAAGGCAUCUUAGGCCUAGCGCACACAUGCAAUUUUUAGUUGGCCGAUAGUUGUGCACGAUUGUGGAGGCCCAAUGACUGUCGAGGGAUGUGCGCACACAUACAAUUUCGAGUUGUCCACAACUACGCCAGUGAGCAGUCGGUCAGUCGCAGCAUGGAUGUGUAUGAUACAACAGUAGUGUGUGCAUUAUUAAGAUUAAGGAAAUUUGGAAACGGGAGUAUUGGGUUCACCCUAUUUAUAGCGAACGUCUGUUAAAAGGAAAAUUUUACACAUUGUACCAUGAACUGAGACAGUACCCAUCAGAAUUUUUCGAUUAUUGCAGAAUGAGUGUUCAUAGUUUUGAUGAAUUGUUGCUUCUUCUGAAACCUCAUACUUGUACAAGAAUACAAGAUGGAGAUUGGAGUUUAAUAGAUCUAGAAUUAUUAUUGGAAACACAGA
Molecule: messenger RNA, 2517 nt
Organism: Cryptotermes secundus
Lineage: Eukaryota; Metazoa; Arthropoda; Insecta; Blattodea; Kalotermitidae
Gene: PIG-S
Product: GPI transamidase component PIG-S
Exons: 11
Coding region: 269-1939 (556 amino acids)
Biological process (GO): attachment of GPI anchor to protein
Cellular component (GO): GPI-anchor transamidase complex
Source: RefSeq, a predicted model, not a curated record